Molecule: messenger RNA, 2286 nt
Organism: Penicillium diatomitis
Lineage: Eukaryota; Fungi; Ascomycota; Eurotiomycetes; Eurotiales; Aspergillaceae
Product: forkhead box transcription factor
Exons: 2
Coding region: 1-2286 (761 amino acids)
Biological process (GO): regulation of transcription by RNA polymerase II
Molecular function (GO): RNA polymerase II cis-regulatory region sequence-specific DNA binding; DNA-binding transcription factor activity, RNA polymerase II-specific
Source: RefSeq, a predicted model, not a curated record
AUGGAUUCGACGCGUCCAAUGCUCCCUGCUUACACCACCUAUGCCCCGGCCUUGGGUUCAGCUGCCCAAGCCGCGAUGACAUCUCAGCCCCAUCUACACCCCUCACCGCUACCACCAACACAACCACCCAUGAUGGAGAAUCGACUGCUUCCUCCCUCCAACACGCACAGGCCAUCAUCGACCAUUGGAUUGGUGUCGCAAGGCGCAUCCGCCGAGCAGAAACUCGGCUUCGUGCCCAUCACUGCGCCAAACCCUCCUCUGUUCACCACCGACUCGCCGGCCAAAAAGUCCUCCUAUCCCAACUUUGCGCAGUCCUCCAUGCCUCAUCAGACCGCUCUCUUCACCACUUUUUCCAGUGCCACUGCCACCGUAAGCUCCAAGCAGACGCAACGUGCGGAUGACUCCGAGCACGGUAGCUUCGCCGAUUUUCCGCCACCAGCGUAUGAAGCCAAGGCGCCCUUGAAGCGCAAGCUGAUGGACGCGGCGCCUCUGCGAGAGGGUCCCGUCAAGCGACCCAAGUCCGAUGAUGCGUCGACCACCCGACUGUCUGAAUCGCACCAGAUGCCCACCAUCGAGGACGACGGCACCAAGCCGCCAUACAGCUACGCGUCCCUCAUUGGCAUGGCCAUCUUGCGCGCACCCAACCGACGAUUGACCCUGGCGCAAAUCUACAAGUGGAUUUCCGACACCUUUUCCUACUACAAGAAUGUCGAUGCCGGCUGGCAGAACAGCAUCCGCCACAACCUGAGCCUCAACAAGGCCUUCGACAAGCAGGAGCGACCCAAGGAUGAUCCUGGUAAGGGCAAUUACUGGAUCAUCAAACCCGGCCAUGAGGAGCCGUUCCAGAAUCACAAGCAAGUUCGACGCGCCACCAUGUCCAGUGUCCCGGUCCCUGCGGCUCCGCCGCGUGAACUGAUCUCUCAGCCACCCAGCGCGACCACGACCACAACCUGGGUAGUCCCUCCUCCCCCUAUGCGACAGCAACAACAACAACAACAACAACAACAACAACAGCAGCAGCAGCAGCAGCAGCAGCAGCAGCAACAAAGGCACCAGCAACCAGCGCAGCGGCAGCGACAGCCUUCCCAUUUGCUGCCGCCGCCACCAUCGGCACUCUCACAAUCCAAGGCAGGCUCAUUCCAUGUCGUAGAUCUGGAUUCGGAUGCCACGUUGCCAGCAUCAGACCCUGCAUUGCAGGAAGAUACCGGAGACGAAGCUCCGCAGUGCGCGAUGCCCCCACGCCCAGCGGCUAUGAGAUCUUCCCCUCUUCAAACGAUCCGCUCUUCUCCUCCCAUUCCUCCCCCUCGAUUCUCUCGUGCGGGCACUCCUCCCACGCCCACACACCAGGCGGGACCUACACCUGCCCAGCGUUCGCGCAAACGCAAGUCCAUUUCGAUGAACGAUAGUGGCUACUACUCGUCACUGGAAUCGUCCGUGGUUCGGCCUAACAAAGCCGCUCGCAUGUUGACUUCGGAUCUAGACAUUGACCAGCCUCGCAUCAAUCGCGGGCGGGCCGAGGAAGAGAUUUGCCGGAUCCGCAGCUCGUCGCAUGAGAUGAGUCCCGGUCAGGGUGCCUCGCAACCGAAGAUGCGCUCCAAGGUUGCAUCAUCGCCUCGUCCAAUUCAAGAAGCCCGCGCGACCUCCCCCUCUGUCUCGCCCAACACCAAUCUGCGCAAUCAUCGCGCGAGAAUUCAGAGCAUGGUCAAUUCUCCUAUCAAACAGCUGGGUCUUGGGGAUGAUGAUACCGUUCCUUGGAGUCCGGCGUUUACUCUCCUCGAAGAGUCCUUGGGCUUGGCUGGCGACUCCGACUCUGACACCGAUGAGCCGGUUCGAGGCAGCUUUGAGGUCUAUCAAGACCCGCGUACGGAAGAUGAUCAUGCCAAUGAUGCCGAUGACAAAAAAUCGCCCGUCCGUGUGUCUUCUAGAAAAGAAAUCCCCAUCUUCAGUCGCAAAAGAUUCAGUCAUCCCCUUGCUGAUAUGGAGGAGCUUGAUAAACUUCUUAAUCGCGGGCCUCAGCCAUAUCAUUGGAAACCCAUCAAGACCCCUCCACCCGCGUCCCCCUCUCGCUUGCCUGAUGGCUCACAUCUGGGUGAGUCGAAGGAGGAAGACCUGUUUGCCUUCAAUUUGUUUGAUGAGAACAACGACAGCAACAGCGAAGUCGACGGCGUUGAUCUGCUGCAGGGCUUCCAGAAGAUCAAUGGCUCGAAAAAGGAUGAGUCGCUGAAACACAAACUUAUUCAAGCACGACCUCAAUUGAGUGGUCGCAGUCAGACGACCAUGUUCUGA